UUUUUUUGUUUAUUGCAAUCGACAUAGGUUUCUGAACAAAGCAUUGCUAGUACCUGAUGGUUCAGAGGAAGAUAGGAAUAUUUGUAGCAUCAGCGAGGUUGAGGAUGCAAAGGCAAUUCUCAGGCUAUUUCCGAUAUGGGCAACAUGUUUGACAUAUGGAAUUGUAUUUUCACAGUCAUCCACUUUGUUUAUCAAGCAAGGAGUUACAAUGGACAGAUCUAUCAGUCCAAGCUUUGAAGUACCAGCCGCUUCACUACGAUCAUUUAUCACUCUUUCGAUAAUUGUGUUUAUCCCUAUAUAUGAUCGUAUUUUGGUUCCUACUGCAAGAGCUAUAACCACAAAACCUUCAGGUAUAACUAUGCUCCAACGGAUUGGAGCAGGGCUAUUUAUCUCAAAUCUUUCAAUGGUCAUAGCUGCUCUAGUUGAGAUGAAGCGUCUUGAAACUGCUCAAGAGUACGGUUUGGUUGAUAAGCCAAAGGCUACGAUUCCCAUGAGUGUGGUCUGGUUGAUACCUCAGUAUUUGAUUUAUGGAGUUUCUGAAGCACUUGCUAUGGUUGGUUUGCAAGAACUUUUCUACGAUCAAAUGCCGAAUCAAUUGAAAAGCACAGGUCUCGCUCUAUACCUCAGUAUCUUAGGGAUAGGAAGUUUUCUAAGCAGCUUUCUCAUCUCUGUUAUUGAGAAAGCCACAAGCAGGCAUGGACACGAGAGCUGGUUCUCAGACAACUUGAACAAGGCACACCUGGAUUACUUCUACUGGCUGCUUGCCGGACUUAGCGCUAUUGCAUUAGCUGCUUAUGUAUAUUUUGCAAAGUCCUAUGCUUAUAAUCGAGGAAGAAACGUCGACUACAAAGGCCGCCCCGUCAACCGCUCCAAAUCCGGCCGCUGGAAAUCCGCAUCUUUCAUCAUAGGUGUAGAGAUGGCGGAGAGGUUUGCUUAUUGCGGAAUAAAUUCGAAUUUGAUAAGUUACUUGACAGGCCCUCUCGGCCAAUCCACUGCCACGGCGGCCGAGAACGCCAAUGCUUUGUCCGGUACGUCGCAGCUCUUGCCGCUUUUGGGUGCAUUUGUCGCCGACUCGUUUCUGGGUCGUUACCGCACCAUCAUACUUUCCUCUCUGCUAUACAUCAUGGGACUUGGCUUCUUGACCCUUUCAACAGUUUUUACCUCUUCGAAGUCAUCUGACUGUCAACAUGCAACAAAUGCUAUGAAUUGUUCUCCUUCUGAGUUCCAAAUUAUCUUCUUCUUUUUUGCAUUGUACAUCAUAGCAGUAGCUGAAGGAGGGCAUAAGCCUUGUGUACAAGCUUUUGGAGCUGACCAAUUCGAUGGACAAGAUCCUGAAGAGUGCAAAGCCAAAAGCUCAUUUUUCAACUGGUGGUAUUUCGGUAUGUGUGGGGCUAUAACAGUCACAUUAGUGGUUUUGACCUAUAUUCAAGAUAACCUUAGUUGGGGCCUUGGAUUUGGAAUUCCCUGCCUUGUAAUGGUUUUUGCACUCAUCUUGUUCUUGCUUGGGACUUUUACCUACCGAUUUUGCGUCACUAGUGAGGAGAUAAGCCCUUUUGUGAGAAUUGGGCGGGUAUUUCUGAAAGCAGCUAGGAAUUGGAGAAUCACCUCUUUAUCAUUAUCCAUGGAAGGGGAGUCUCAGGGCUUUCUGCCUUGCCAAGGUUCACAAGAGUUCAAGUUUCUGAACAAAGCAUUGGUAGCACCUGAGGGUUCAAAGGAAGGUGGCAACGGUUGUAGUAUCAGGGAGGUUGAAGAGGCAAAGGCAGUUCUGAGGUUAUUUCCGAUAUGGACCACAUGUUUGGUCUAUGGAAUUGUAUUUGCGCAAUCAUCCACUGUGUUUACAAAGCAAGGUGCUACAAUGGACAGAUCUAUUAGUCGAAGCUUUGAACUACCAGCUGCAUCGCUGCAGUCUUUUAUCACUCUUUCGAUAGUUGUCUUUAUACCUAUAUACGACCGAAUCUUAGUCCCCAUCGCAAGGGCUAUAACCUCAAGACCUUCAGGUAUAACAAUGCUGCAGCGAAUUGGAAUUGGAAUACUUCUGUCAACUGUUUCUAUGUGUAUAGCUGCUGCGGUUGAGAUGAAGCGUCUUGAAACUGCUCAAGAGUACGGGUUGGUUGAUAAACCAGAGGCUACAAUUCCUAUGAGUGUGAUCUGGAUGAUACCUCAAUACUUAAUUCUGGGAGUAUCUGAAUCGCUUACCAUGGUUGGUUUGCAAGAAUUUUUCUAUGAUCAAGUGCCUAAUCAAUUGAAAAGUACAGGUCUGGCUCUAUACCUCAGUAUCUUAGGGAUAGGAAGCUUUCUGAGCAGCUUUCUCAUUUCUGUAAUUGACAAAGCCACAAGCAGGCAUGGACAUCAGAGUUGGUUCUCGGACAACUUGAACAAAGGACACCUGGAUUACUUUUACUGGCUCCUUGCCGGACUUAGUGCUAUUGCAUUAACUGCUUACCUAUAUUUUGCAAAAUCCUAUGUUUAUAACAGAGGAGGAAGUAAUAUAUGAAGUUGCCUGCCAUGUCUAUCCUGCUCAAUGGUUUGGUAGAAAGGAGACGACAGUACAGGAUGUAAGACAUUUAUAUGGAAAGUGUUUAUAUAAACCAUGAUGGCAAAAUGAUG
Molecule: messenger RNA, 2607 nt
Organism: Coffea arabica (coffee)
Lineage: Eukaryota; Viridiplantae; Streptophyta; Magnoliopsida; Gentianales; Rubiaceae
Product: protein NRT1/ PTR FAMILY 5.10-like
Biological process (GO): transmembrane transport; dipeptide transport
Cellular component (GO): membrane
Molecular function (GO): tripeptide transmembrane transporter activity; dipeptide transmembrane transporter activity
Source: RefSeq, a predicted model, not a curated record